AUGUGCAUGUCCAUCGAAUACCACUUCCCAGCCUGCGGCUGCCUCUUCCGAACCGGCACAUUUACAUGCUGGGCAGCUGCAGGCACGUUCGAUGAAACCUGCAAGCGGUAUAAAGUCGUUAAGCAAGAUUUGAAAUGCUUCGACGUAUGUGAGGAUCAUAAGGAUGAGGUGGAGGCGAAGGCUAAGGAGGAGGAGGCGAAAGCGAAGGCAAAGGCAAAGGAGGAAGCAAAGGCAAAAGAAGAGGUGAAGGCGAAGGACAAGGAGAAUGAGAAGCCUAAGCUGAGGAGGGCGAGGGAGCGCGCGAAAAUUGGGGGUGAGGAGUCAACCAAGGAGAAGAGGGGAACCGGAGUGGAUCGGAAAGAAAACAGGAAGGAGAAUGCACAGGACGAAAGUGAGACUAGACGCUUGUUGGAGGGAACUCGGGAGAGUGACGAGGAGGGAGAGGAUGAUGAGCGCUGGUUAGAAGGUGAGGGUGAGGAACUGUUAGAGAAGAUGAUGAAGGAUUUGCUGCAUUAA
Venustampulla echinocandica is the source of this 516-nucleotide messenger RNA. RefSeq lists its product as uncharacterized. The record is from RefSeq and is a predicted model, not a curated record. Bases 1 to 516 code for a protein of 171 amino acids. Lineage: Eukaryota; Fungi; Ascomycota; Leotiomycetes; Helotiales; Pleuroascaceae. The transcript has a single exon.